AUGUCUGGGAAGGGAGAGUGCAGCGCAUGGGGUGGCAAGACAGCAUGGGCACGAAAGGAAGAGGCGUGUUUUAAUCUGGCUGAUUCGCUUAACAAAGAGGAGCACCGUAAGCAGCAAGAAUACCUCUGUGCUAUGGUACGGAAUGGUGCUGAAAUGGCUUAUGAUAAUGACGAGGAGAUGGCAAGGGCAUUGCAGCGAGAAUUCGAUCGUGAGUACGAGCUUUCUGUAAUGAUGAACAGAGAGAAAGUGAAAGACGGAACGAACGCCACAAUAAUAGUAACACCUGACCGUUAUUGUCCAAAGACCACCCAGGAUUCCAACCAAUCAAGCGACGAUGAUGACCUGAGAGAAUCCGCGAUGGAUUUACUUUAUUCCGAGGACAACGUGCCGGUGCACACUGGUGCUAUAUUUCGUACCGCUGGAGGGAGUGUCUUAACGAAACAUGAUGCGGACAUCUCGGCUAAACGCAAUGCUGAUAAAACUAUGAAUGACAAAGUUCCUCUAGCCUUUGGAGAUAUGCUUAACAAACAGAUCAACAGUCGCGUAUUUAAUUCACUGCGUAAGUUUUCAAAGACAGAAGCGAGGAGGCGGCACAAACUUAAAGAUAAGGAAGAGAAGGCGACCAUUGAGAUAUCUAUGGACGCAAUUGCCCGACUGCACUUGUUCAAGUGGAUUAAUCAAGGUGUUUUUGACCGAGUUGAAGGGAUCAUCGCGACUGGAAAGGUUUAUAAGAUGAGCUUGACUGAGUUUAAAAACAGAUCAGAAUACGUGAAAGAUGACUUCCGGUUUAAGAAUCCUCGUCAAGUGAUGAAGAUUUGGGCUGAGCGGGAGUUUAUGAACCUUUCAAGGAUGACAAAAUGUGGAGUGGCAUGCCCAACGCCUAUCAAGCUGAAGCGUCAUUUAUUGCUGAUGUCAUUGAUCGAGGAAGCUGGAGAGGCCGCACCUCGUUUGAAAAAUGUCGACUGGGAUUUUCUGACGAUCGAGGAUAGAAAGGGCGUAUUUCUGCAAGUGCAGGACGUCAGUUUGCUUUGA
Angiostrongylus costaricensis is the source of this 1032-nucleotide messenger RNA. NCBI's taxonomy places the organism in Eukaryota, Metazoa, Nematoda, Chromadorea, Rhabditida, Metastrongylidae. The record is from the annotation of a GenBank genome assembly.